AUGUCGAUGACGGAUAUUCUUAUUAAUGUAGCGAACACGCUGCUUAUUGCGCUCCAGUAUGUGUUAGUUGGCUUGCUCUUUGCAGCGUACACCCUGUGGUACUUGCUGAAGUUCACUUCUCGUUUUGUUAUCACCUCGACAGCGUUUUUGUACGAACCGGUUGUCUCUUUCAUGUAUGUUCUAUUUGAAAUCACACUAGCUGCACCGUAUCGCGCCUUCAAACAGUUGGCUGUCGUUUUCUAUCCACUUUACAUUUUUCUCUCAUGGUCAGUCUUCGUCGGUGGUAUUUCCGGGACACUUUUGGCUUUCAUUGCUAGUGGGAUGGAUGACGCGUUCCAAACACCGGUUGUUUCGCCUAAAAAUCAUGUUGACACUGAAUACGAUCGAAUAUUGGCUGCAGAAAAGGACAGUUUUGUUUAUUCACGCACACGUUCCUCGUCAGAAGACAGUCCACCGGUCCAAAAGGAGUUGGGAAGUCAUCCCAAUCCGUCAAUUGAAACGCUUAUUGUCGCGCGUGUGCCUACUCCAACUGUGCGCCAUAGAACAACGAGAGACUUGAAUUCGUCCUUCUCGUCUUCAGAAACUAGUGAUGUUUAA
This is a messenger RNA of Schizosaccharomyces japonicus yFS275, 597 nucleotides long. RefSeq lists its product as hypothetical. The record is from RefSeq and is a predicted model, not a curated record. NCBI's taxonomy places the organism in Eukaryota, Fungi, Ascomycota, Schizosaccharomycetes, Schizosaccharomycetales, Schizosaccharomycetaceae. Bases 1 to 597 code for a protein of 198 amino acids. The transcript has a single exon.